CUUUGAUAAGGGUGACUGUCGGAUUUUAACUCCUCCAGUAUAUUGUAGUGUUUUAUCGUCCUAAGUAAAGGGCUAAAGAAUAUUAUCAACCGAGAAUGAGGUCAUCGGAUAUUUCCUAAAUGUGCUUUCAGAAGUACAGAACAAGUAAACGCCCCGUGUGUUUUGCUAGGAUCACGGUUUGUUGAAAGUGUUGAAGUGAAUCUCAAAAAGUGCAAUUAACCUCGUACGUAAGCUGGUUCGAUUUCGGUCAAUCGAAUCGGAUUGCAAGUGAUCUUUCUUCGAAGCACCCUGAUCAAACUGUCCUCUAUCGCCCACAAUGGGUGUUGACCUCGAUGUGCAGGAAGCGGAACCGUCGGCGGCGGUGACAGCUGUCCACAGUCGAUCCGGGGUAGUUAAGUACGAAUUAGAAUGGAAGAAUAUAAUGGCGAUUGCAAACGAGGAGAACCUGAUGGAUUUACGACAGCAGGCUGUGCGAGGGGACCUUCGGGCAUCCCCAUUCCGAAGCGUGUGCUGGGCGGUUUUUCUGGAUGUACUGAAAACUCCUGGCUCGGAAACUUGGCAACAGCAGCGUACGGCCGCGCGACAUCACUAUCAACGCCUUAAGGAUCAAUUCGUACAGAAUCCGCACCAACAGACCACGGACACCAGGGACGAUCCGCUAUCGCAAUCGAAGCAGAGCCUCUGGAACCAACACUUCUGUGAUCAAGAACUAUGCGCUGUGAUAAAACAGGACGUGGUCCGCACCUUCCCGGGUGUUGAUUUUUUCCGCAAACCCGCAAUACAGGAACUGAUGACAAACAUUCUCUUUUGCUACGCUCGCCAGUUUCCUGCCAUGUGCUACCGGCAGGGUAUGCACGAAAUAUUGGCUCCACUUAUAUUUGUGAUCCACAGCGACCAACAGGCCCUGGCGCACAUACAUGAACUAAAUCCAGACAUUGACCGGCAACUCCUAGAGAUUUUGAACCCGGAGUAUCUGGAAGAAGAUUCCUACGCAAUAUUUGCAAAAAUAAUGUCUCAGAUUGAAUCAUUCUACCGGAUCAACGAUAUGGUUCCUUCGGCGACUGGUUACUUCCCUGUGCAAACCUCCGGUAGUCCGUCAAAUGCCACUGCUAGUCCAGAUGCAGUCGGUUCUAGCAAACGGAAGCCCGAGGUGGAAGUUGUCGAACAGCUAAACUAUAUAAAGGAUAAAAUUCUUAUCAAAGAAGAUCUCCAUCUGCACAACCAUCUACUCAAGCUGGACAUUCCACUGGCCAUUUUUGGCAUCCGAUGGCUUCGGUUACUUUUCGGCCGUGAGUUUGCGCUGCAGGAUCUGCUCUUGCUCUGGGAUGCAAUAUUUGGUGAAGGCAAUGACCUUGGUCUCAUCAACUACAUCGUCGUUGCGAUGCUGAUACGAAUAAGAGACAAAUUAAUUUACAGUGACUACACCACCUGCCUAUCUUACCUGAUGCGAUAUCCUACGAACAUUGACAUCGCGCUAGUGAUACGUCAUGCGCUGCACAUGAAAUCCCCCAAAGUAUACGAACGCCCGGCGGGCGCAAUGAUCUUCCUAUCGUCACCGAAACACCAACCGAAUCAACAGCAGCCACCCGCGACACGCUCAAAGGCCGUUGAGUCGGGUCAGCUCAAGUACUCCACACUUCCUGCGAUACAUCAGCGUCGUGCACAGCUUGCGGUAGACGAUCAUCAUCCCCUGCAAAGUCGAUCGUCUUCGGUAGUCACCACCUACGACGAUCGGCAGCGUACCAGCUCAUUGCCACGCGACAAUGGUACGCUACGAAAGGCUACGGCAGUCGAGCUACGUCAGGCUGCAUGUAUGGCCACCAAAAAAGCCAUUGCAGACUCAGGUCAAUCAGAUGUGCGUGAUCCAGCUGUAAGCGAUGGUUAUCGCGAAGAUGACCCCGAGUUGCUUCGCAUUGAACUGCAAAACACAUACAACAUAAUGUCGGUGGGUCGCACCAAACUUCUACAGUAUUUGUCCAUCCUUCGGCGCAACAUUCGUCCAACCAAUCCACACGGGGAAGUGCAACAGUCCCUCGAAGGAAUCGAAGAGAUCUGUUCGCUUCUUAAACCACGCUACGAUACGGUUUUUCGCGUACCGGCACCAAUCGAUGCCGCAACGGAAGCAAACGAGGAGCCGCAAAAAGCAGCAAAGCAUGCGCAAUCCCAGCAGCAUCCAUCGCAACCACGGACCAUUCCCGGUCGGAUGGAACAGCACAGCAACGCGCAGCGAACGCAAACACCACCGAACAGUUUAAACUUAUCCCGAUCGUACAACUACGAUCUGGACUGUCGGAGGAACAGUGCCUCGCAACCGUUCGCGCAGUACGAAAUCCCCGAAGAUCGGUACAGUAGAAUUGCGACGAAGAAGCUUGCCAACCGGAAAGAGGUGGAAAUGAACGUGUUUUCGAAAGAUUUCUCCAACCCUCACCGCCGUUUCGAUGACAAGGAUCUGCCCAAUGCGAACCCACUCGGUCACGACGAAUGCUUGGAAUGACGGAUCUCAAAAGCUGAACAAGUGAAUAGUUUUAUGCGGAUACAUUUUUUCGUAUGCUUUUAUCACGCCUUACCCCGCAAGUUUAAUGUCAAGUAUCCGCAUGCUAAUAUUAUUACGAUAAAUAAAUGCAUUUGGAUAGAGAUUGUUUAUGGUUA
Anopheles coustani is the source of this 2649-nucleotide messenger RNA. It is a transcript of the gene TBC1D5, whose product is annotated as TBC1 domain family member 5. Bases 317 to 2494 code for a protein of 725 amino acids. Lineage: Eukaryota; Metazoa; Arthropoda; Insecta; Diptera; Culicidae. The record is from RefSeq and is a predicted model, not a curated record. The transcript is spliced from 7 exons. Gene Ontology annotation, biological process: activation of GTPase activity. Gene Ontology annotation, molecular function: GTPase activator activity.